ACGCAUGACGUAACGCAGAGGGUGAACAGGGAGGAGGUGUCCAUCUUAUUUACACCGGCACAGAUUCAUCAACUUCUGGCCUGUCGGAAUUUUCACGUUAUUAAAAAUUGAAAGCUGGGUCUUCAGAGAUGAGCAGUUCAGAAGAAGUGUCAUGGAUCUCCUGGUUCUGCGGACUGAGGGGGAAUGAAUUCUUCUGUGAGGUGGAUGAAGAUUACAUCCAGGACAAGUUCAACCUGACGGGGCUCAAUGAGCAGGUCCCCCACUACCGCCAGGCCUUAGACAUGAUCCUGGAUCUUGAACCAGACGAGGAGCUCGAGGACAACCCCAACCAGAGUGACCUGAUCGAGCAGGCAGCUGAGAUGCUGUACGGUCUCAUCCAUGCGCGCUACAUUCUCACUAACAGAGGCAUCGCACAGAUGUUGGAGAAAUAUCAACAGGGAGAUUUUGGCUACUGUCCCCGGGUGUAUUGUGAGAAUCAGCCUAUGCUUCCUAUCGGUCUGUCAGACAUCCCCGGAGAGGCCAUGGUGAAGCUGUACUGUCCUAAGUGUAUGGACGUUUACACACCCAAGUCCUCCAGGCACCACCACACAGAUGGAGCCUACUUUGGCACCGGCUUCCCCCACAUGCUCUUCAUGGUUCACCCUGAAUACAGGCCCAAGAGGCCCGCCAACCAGUUUGUCCCAAGGCUGUACGGGUUCAAGAUCCACCCCAUGGCGUACCAGCUGCAGCUGCAAGCCGCGUCCAGCUUCAAGAGCCCCGUCAAGGCCAUCCGCUAGAGCGCCGCGGCCAGAGGAGGAGGAGGAGAAAGAAGAAGAGGAAAAUUCAUAGAGAGGAAAGAAUUAUCAACAGAAGGGGAGGGGUCACCUGCACUUUACUAAGCUCUCCAGAUGCCCCCUCCCCGGCCUGAAGACUGUAUUAUUUUGGUUUAGAUUAGGACAAAUGAAAAAGUGUAAUGCUUUUUGAGUGUGAGAGAGAGAGAGAUAAAAAAAAGACGCACAGCCAUUAUCUUGAACACAAACACACACACACACACACACACAGUACAUAAACACACAAAUUCUGCCACACAUCUGGGAUACCAUGCACGUACCUUACCAAACUUCUCAGUGCCAAAAACAGGAGGGGAGAUAAAAGAAAAGCUGAAACAGAACAAGAGGAUUGACGCUGCUUCACUCACAUUACGAGCACACUGAUGACAAAUUCUAUAAUCAGUGAAAUUCUGGAGUCACUUUUUGCUUCUGGCUCUGUGUUUGGCACAGUUUGGUAAAAGGCGGUGGUAGAUCCGUUCUCCUCAAUACCAACCCUCCCCUUCCCCCUUUCUCCCUUCAAUGCAUGCACACUCUGGCUGGCACUCACAGAGACAGUUUGGACGUUGGCAGCGGAUGUUUUUUCAGUACGGUUGUAAGAUUUGGUUCCUCGUUUUGUCUGAAUUUUUUCCGAACAUUCUGUUGAAUUUGCCUUAAGAUUCAGAGAAAACACAGAUUGUUUGGGUUUUUUCCAGAGGCACAAACAAGCAUUUCUUUCUUUCCACUUCCUGCUGUCAAGAGGACAUCGAUUAUAGAUCAUUCUAACAUUUCAGAUAAUUGUAAUCUGCCCGUGUCAUUUUUCAACCUGUCUGUUGUGAAUGUGUCAAACGACCGUCUGUAAUGAAACCGAAAUGAAGAUGUAACCUGUGCUACAUUUUCAGAGCCCCCCCUCCUCUGUUUAUAGUGCCACCCCCCCUGUAGCUUUAUCUCCCUUCAAAUAAUGGUUUGGCGUGAUUGGAAAUACAUUUAUAUUUCAAAAGCAGUACGGAUAAAAGAUGACCUCAGGAAGAUCAUCGUGAGCUAGCACGAGCAGUCAGUUAGCUUCUCUUGCAUGUAGGUCAGAUAACGGUGAACAGCUAGCCUCUUUCUGUCUUAAAGUAGCAACAUCCUCGUACAUGCAACCUAAUUUAUCUUGUUGUUUUAGUGAGUACAACUAACAGACAAGUCACUGAACAGGGGAGGAAUACAUGCAGCUGUGAGUAGGCAACUUUCAUUAACACCACAUGAUGCUGCUUUUCUGUUUUUUUAAAUAACAUUAUUAAAGUAUACUUGAUAUGCUUAUGUUGUCAGGUUAGAGUUGAUGCUGGUAGCCACAGGAUAGCUUGUUUACAAACCAUGAGGAAGUGUAACAACAAUACGCUUUUUUGUAGGGUGUGUCUGCUAUACGACCUGUAGUGACCCCAGGAAGUCAGCCCUACCAGCUGACGAAUAGUUGAGUUUAAAAUCAUGAAAGAAAGCUUUUUUUUUUUGGUACUUGGUAAACAAAUAAGAUACAACAUCUUAAUAAGAUUGGGACAGCAUGGUAGGCUAGCUGUUCCCCCUGUAUCAUGUCUUUUUGUUAAGCUAAGCUAACCUACUGCUAGUAGUAAAUUUAGUAAAAAUAGAUGUAAGAGGUAGUUGAUGUUUUUUUAAUCUAUCCUUCUGCCCCAAAUGUCAAAGUAAAGAUCGAGGAGGAGACUCAGAAAAAGACAAUCUGAAUCAGCUCACUCCACCGCUGCACUGAUCCUGCUGGUGUCUCUCCACAGCACAGUCGUAUUAUUUAUGUUUCACAUUUAGACACAGACAGACAGACAGACAGACAGACAGACAGACAGCUGCUUCUUAGUUUUGUUUUUUCUCUCAGAGGGGCAGACACACACACACACACACACACACAGUUGUCCCACCUCCUUUCUCUCCCUUUUUACUUUAGCGUGACUGGAACAGGUUGUUGUUUUUUUGUUUUUUUUGGAUUUCAUGAUACAAGAGAAAAGGUAUUUAUGUAUCCAGAUUUUAACUAAUGUUUGUCUGUGUCGUCGUCGUCGUCUUUCUGCUACUGUGGAAGGGUGAGCAGGAUUCAGAAUUCUCAAUAAACUUCUAUUUUCUUUUCAUA
Labrus bergylta (ballan wrasse) is the source of this 2898-nucleotide messenger RNA. RefSeq names its product casein kinase 2, beta polypeptide (gene csnk2b). The record is from RefSeq and is a predicted model, not a curated record. Lineage: Eukaryota; Metazoa; Chordata; Actinopteri; Labriformes; Labridae. Gene Ontology annotation, molecular function: protein kinase regulator activity. Gene Ontology annotation, cellular component: protein kinase CK2 complex; cytoplasm.